AAGCUGAAUUCUAAUAUUCUCUAAACAUGGCUUUGAGGUGGUUUCUGCAUUCAGCAUGUCAUGUUCUGGGGUACCUACAUGAGUCUGAUGACAUGCAGUACUGCAAGAACAUGGCAAGUGAACAAAGUGGAGGAGUGACUCAGAGCUCAAAGGUGUCCUCCAACGGUGAGCUGACGGUGGUUAAAGCGAAAAUGCAUCCGGGUUCGGGGUUUCAGAUGCCGCUGCACUAUCCUCGUUACGCUAAAGCGGAUUACGAGAAAAUGGAGGAGUGGAAAGUGGACAUGCUUCUCAGAGAAUAUGGACUAAGUUUGGAGGGCAACCUCAGCCUUGAUGAGAAGAGAGCAUAUGCAAUGGGCACAUUCUUGUGGCCUCAUCAGUAUUGAUCCAUCUUCUAAUCAUCAUCGUGCCUUAAUCAAGCUGCUAGCUAAUAUCAUAUGCAUACAGUUAAUAUAUAAUUAAAUAUAGUACAUGUAUAUGGUGUGCGGUACUUUGUAGUAAGAUGGUUGGAAUCUAGUUUUGUUUAAUGGAGUCCCUAAUAAGGUUUCUCGAGUUC
Messenger RNA from Gossypium raimondii (Peruvian cotton), 553 nucleotides. RefSeq lists its product as uncharacterized. NCBI's taxonomy places the organism in Eukaryota, Viridiplantae, Streptophyta, Magnoliopsida, Malvales, Malvaceae. The record is from RefSeq and is a predicted model, not a curated record. The coding region runs from base 27 to 383 and encodes 118 amino acids. The transcript has a single exon.